Molecule: messenger RNA, 6402 nt
Organism: Callorhinchus milii (elephant shark)
Lineage: Eukaryota; Metazoa; Chordata; Chondrichthyes; Chimaeriformes; Callorhinchidae
Gene: rock2a
Product: rho-associated, coiled-coil containing protein kinase 2a
Exons: 35
Coding region: 344-4762 (1472 amino acids)
Biological process (GO): regulation of actin cytoskeleton organization; smooth muscle contraction; Rho protein signal transduction
Cellular component (GO): cytoplasm; cytoskeleton
Molecular function (GO): ATP binding; small GTPase binding; Rho-dependent protein serine/threonine kinase activity
Source: RefSeq, a predicted model, not a curated record
CAUGUCUGUAGCAAGAAGACUUUUACUUUGUCCUCCCCUCGCUCUCCGGCUACUGCCUGAAGGCAGCUCUUUUAGGCCCAGGCUGCCGUGGCCGCUCUGAGGAGGACCGAGAUAAGGGGGAGGGAGGGAACGAAAGGAAGACAGCAGAAAGAGGAGGAGAAAAAGAGGCGGCGGCGGCGGUGGAGAGACUGACUGACUUGCCCGACUGUCCGGUCUGAGAGCUUCUGAACUGGGAACUUUAUCCCACCUGAACCUGAUCGGGGAGGGAAAGAAAUAUCCCCCCAAACAGCAACAACAACCGCCGCCGCCGCCGCCACGCAAGGAUUUACAUUUUACCUGCGAGAUGUCGUCAACAGAUAACACGAAAACCCGACUGAAAAAGCUGGAGGCCAUGAUCAGGGACCCGAGGUCUCCCAUAAACGCGGAAAGUUUGCUGGAUGGCCUCAAUGCCCUGGUUCAAGAUUUGGACUUCCCAGCCCUUAGGAAGAACAAGAACAUUGAAAAUUUCUUAAAUAGGUUUGAAAAAGUAAUGGGAAAAGUUCGAGAAAUGCAAAUGAAAGCAGAGGACUAUGAGGUUGUAAAAGUAAUUGGCCGUGGUGCAUUUGGGGAAGUGCAGCUGGUCCGACACAAAAUAUCUCAGAAGGUGUAUGCAAUGAAGCUUCUAAGUAAGUUUGAAAUGAUCAAGCGAUCUGAUUCAGCCUUUUUCUGGGAGGAAAGGGAUAUCAUGGCCUUUGCAAACAGUUCCUGGGUUGUCCAGUUAUUCUAUGCCUUUCAAGAUGACCGAUACCUCUAUAUGGUAAUGGAGUAUAUGCCUGGCGGUGACCUUGUAAAUCUCAUGAGCAAUUAUGAUGUGCCUGAAAAAUGGGCCAAAUUCUACACAGCUGAAGUGGUGCUUGCCUUGGAUGGCAUUCACUCAAUGGGUUUUAUACACCGAGAUGUGAAGCCUGAUAACAUGUUGCUAGACAAACUUGGACAUUUAAAGUUGGCAGAUUUUGGCACUUGUAUGAAAAUGGAUUCAACUGGGAUGGUUCGAUGUGAUACCGCAGUUGGAACUCCUGAUUACAUCUCUCCUGAGGUAUUGAAAUCGCAGGGAGGAGAUGGCUACUAUGGUCGAGAGUGUGAUUGGUGGUCUGUAGGAGUUUUUCUAUACGAGAUGUUAGUUGGUGAUACGCCAUUUUAUGCAGAUUCUCUCGUGGGAACAUAUAGUAAAAUCAUGGAUCAUAAAAAUUCCUUAAAUUUUCCGGAUGAUGUUGACAUUUCAAAACAUGCCAAAGACCUCAUCUGUGCCUUCUUGACUGACAGGGAGGUGCGGUUGGGGAGGAAUGGAGUAGAAGAAAUCAAACGUCACCCUUUCUUCAAAAAUGAUCAGUGGACAUGGGACAGCAUCCGCGAGACUGCAGCCCCUGUUGUACCUGAAUUGAGCAGCGACAUAGACACAAGUAAUUUUGAUGAUAUUGAAGAUGACAAGGGAGAAGUGGAAACAUUUCCUAUUCCAAAAGCCUUUGCAGGGAACCAACUACCUUUCAUAGGAUUUACUUACUUCAGAGACAGCCAGUUGCUAAGUGAUUUGCCUGAGCCCUACAGUGAAAAUGAGCACACGAUGUCCAGUAAAAUUGAGGAUAGUUUGGAGUCUAAAAAACUACAAAAGAAGCUUCAUCAGAUAGAAGAACAAUUGAAUAACGAAAUGCAAGCCAAAGAUGAAAUGGAACAGAAAUAUAGAGCAACAAACAACCGUCUGGAAAAGAUAUCCAAAGAAUUGGAAGAUGAGGUAACUUCUAGAAAAGAUCUGGAGUCAGCAUUAAGGCUGCUGGAGCGAGAAAAGGCAUUGCUUCAGCACAAGAAUGCGGAUCACAACCGAAAAGCAGAAAUGGAGGCAGAUAAAAAGCGUAUUCUGGAGAAUGAAGUCACGAAUUUGAAAGAACAGCUUGAUGAUUUGAGGAAACGGAAUCAGAAUUCUCAAAUAUCUAAUGAGAAAAUGGCUCAAUUGCAGAGGCAGCUGGAUGAAGCCAAUGCCUUACUGAGGACAGAAACUGAGACAACAGCGAGACUACGAAAGAACCAAACUGAGUUAUCAAAGCAAAUUGGACAGCUGGAGACUAACAAUAGGGAAAUGCAAGACAAAAAUGCUGCGUUGGAUAAUGCCAAGCUCAAGCUUGAAAAGGAAUACAUCAGCUUACAGUCAGCACUUGAAUCAGAGCGAAGAGAUCGUUCACAUGGCUCUGAGAUCAUUAGCGAUUUACAAGGUCGGAUUUCUUGUCUGGGAGAUGAACUGAGAAGUAAUAAGAACAGCCUGGCUAAGACUGAAAUGGAUAAACGGCAGCUGUAUGAUAAACUAACUGAUUUGGAAAAGGAAAAGAACAACAUGGAAAUAGACAUGACUUACAAGCUGAAAGUAUUACAACAGAGUCUGGAGCAAGAAGAAGCAGAGCAUAAGGCUACUAAAGCACGGCUAGCAGAUAAAAACAAGAUCUAUGAGUCUAUAGAGGAGGCAAAAUCUGAGGCUAUGAAAGAAAUGGAAAAGAAGCUUCAGGAAGAGAGAGCUUCAAAGCAAAAGGUUGAAAACAAUUUACUGGAGGUUGAAAAACAAUGUUCAAUGUUAGACUGUGAUAAGAAGCAGGCACAGCAGAAAAUAGAAGAACUGAUGAGAGAAAAGGAGAAAUUGACUGAGGAGGUGAAAAACUUGUCACUGAAGAUAGAACAGGAGACACAAAAACGUAGUCUAACCCACAAUGACCUGAAGAUGCAGACGCAACAAGUCAACUCACUGAAAAUGUCAGAGAAGCAGCUGAAGCAAGAGAUAAAUCACUUGCUAGAGACUAGACUCAGUCUGGAGAAACAGAUAGGAGAGCUCCGGAAAGAGCGCCUGGAUGCUGAUGGUCAGAUGAAAGAACUUCAGGAUCAGCUCGAAGCUGAACAGUAUUUUUCAACUUUGUACAAGACUCAAGUACGGGAACUGAAAGAGGAAUGUGAGGAGAAAAAUAAGCUGUGCAAAGAUUUGCAGCAAAAAAUGCAGGAGCUGCAGGAUGAGAGGGAUUCUUUGGCAGCGCAGCUUGAAAUCACGUUAACCAAGGCAGAUUCCGAGCAACUUGCUCGAUCUAUUGCAGAGGAACAGUACUCUGACCUGGAGAAAGAAAAAAUUAUGAAAGAGCUAGAGAUUAAGGAGAUGAUGGCGAGGCAUAAACAGGAACUGGCUGAAAAGGAUACUACAAUUGCGUCUUUGGAGGAGACGAACCGAACACUAACGGCUGAUGUAGCAAAUCUUGCAAAUGAGAAGGAGGACCUGAAUAACAAAGUGAAGGAGCUUCAGGAGCAUAUUCAGAAACUGAAGGAAGAAGAAUUGAAUACAGGAAGCAUCAAAACACAAUUUGAGAAGCAGCUACUGAGUGAAAGGACACUGAAAACACAGGCGGUGAAUAAGCUAGCUGAGAUUAUGAAUCGUAAGGACAUGAGGAGGGACCAUAGCAGACGCGGAACUGACACAGAUGUUCGGAAAAAAGAGAAAGAGAACCGAAAAUUGCAACUGGAACUAAAGUCCGAGCGAGAGAAGUUAACCCAAAUGUUGAUAAAAUACCAGAGGGAACUCAACGAAAUGCAGGCGCAAAUUGCAGAUGAAAGCCAAGUCCGGGUUGAGCUGCAGAUGGCACUCGACAGUAAAGACAGCGACAUUGAACAACUUCGUUCACAACUGCAGAUAAUACAUGCAGGACUGGACACUACCAGUAUUGGCAGUGGGCCUGGUGAUGCAGAAGCAGAUGAUGGCUUUCCUGUUCGUAUUACUCAUUCCCACACCACGGAGUCCAUGUCUUUUAGCUACAAACGUUCUUCCACCUCUAUCAGCAUUGCUACUAAGCCCUCUUGUUCUCACUUCCACAACUCUGAUUCUGGGUCUGACUCGGGUGAAGACACUGAGACCUUUGUUCAUGCCGAGCCUGACUCUGAGCCUGAACCUGAACCUGAUUCCACAGAAUCUAGAUUGGAGGGUUGGCUUUCCUUACCCAUGAGAAACAACACAAAGAAAUUCUUAUGGCGAAAACAGUAUGUAGUUGUGAGCAGUAAGAAGAUCUUGUUUUAUGACAGUGAACAGGACAAAGAGUUGUCUAACCCUUCUAUGGUGUUAGAUAUAGACAAACUUUUCCAUGUUCGGCCAGUUACACAGGGUGAUGUAUACAGAGCGGAUGCCAAAGAGAUUCCCAGGAUUUUUCAGAUCCUGUAUGCUAAUGAGGGGGAGAGUAGAAAGGAGCAGGAGUUUAAUGUGGAACCUCCUGCCUUGGGAGAGAAAUCGAGCUACAUUCCUCACAAAGGCCAUGAAUUUAUCCCAACACUGUAUCACUUCCCAACCAAUUGUGAGGCGUGUACCAAGCCCCUGUGGCACAUGUUUAAACCCCCACCAGCACUAGAGUGUCGCCGCUGCCAUAUCAAAUGUCACAAAGAUCACAUGGAUAGAAAAGAGGAUCUUAUAGCGCCCUGUAAGGUGAACUACGAUGUUUCAUCGGCAAAAGACCUGUUGUUGUUAGCUAAUUCAACAGAAGAACAGCAGAAGUGGGUGAGUCGAUUGGUAAAAAAGAUUCCAAAGAAACCACCAGCACAUGAUCCCAACUUCCACAGAUCCUCUCCCAGAUCUUCCAUGCGAGUUCCACCUAAUCAAUCCAUGAGGCGACCGAGCCGACAGCUUCCUUCAACCAAGCCAAGAUUGCUUGAUAUGACCUUUAAAGACUGGGACUGGUCAUUUGAUGAUGAUGAUGAUGAUGUUUUUGAUUUUUGAAGAACUUGAUUUACAUGAAUGGCUAACCGUCUCCAGAGGAAUGCAGUCACGUUGUUCAAGGUGAAGAGUUUCCUUCCUAAACAAAAAAACUGUAAAAUACUUUUGGCAUAUCCAAACGAAGAUGCACAAAGCGCUACAAUUUAUUUUACAUAAGAAAGAGCUAAACAUGACUGUCUACAUAUCAAAUUAUCACAAUGGUUUACAGCACUUUGCAACAAUGUAGAAUACUAAGCCUGGGAGCGAUAUUGCUUUAUACUGUAUGCCUGAACUACACAAAGCUCUCUUGGAUCAUGAUAUUACUUGGCAACCAAGUGAAAUAAACACUAGAAGGAAGGGUUGGGAACCGAUGAUGGGGAAAACACGCCAUUCAACACUGCAUUGUUGCAAAGAAGAAUGAAGAAUUUUUUGCAGUGGUUUCAUCAGUUCUAUGAAAAUAAAUAACCAAAAGUAGCAGAUAGUUGCGUAAAAUUCUGCUAUGUUUUUAAAGCCCAAGAGAGCUUUGACAUUUCAGUGCAUCUAUCAUACUCUCAAUUUUAUGCAGAAUAGUGAUUAGUCUGAAGAAGCUUUCAGGUGUUUUGGCACAAAAUGCAUCAUAUGGUAUGUUUAAAGAACACGCCUUUGCUAUCACAGUUGCAUCUAUGCACUUGUAUAAAGCCAUAGAGUUUAACAGAUUUGCUUAUGAGUGUAUUAUAGGAAGCUGCAUCUGAAAGGAAUGUGGGAAUCUGCAGCCCUUCAGAUUGAGGAGAUUUUGGAGAAUGUUAUCAGUCACAAGUACACACUUUAUAAUGGGCAAUAUUUGAUCUUCAUGUCAUAUAAAUACCGCCUUAAUUUAACACUUUUCCUGAAUGUUUGCCCAUUCUGUUAAAUUUAAGUUUACUGAUGACUGUUGUAAUGAAAAUUAAAUGAAAGUUUAUUGUUAAGAAAAAUAGUGCACUAUUUUUACACAUAACCAUUUGCAUCUGCAUUGGCCAAUUUUGAAUGUGUUUCUUUGAAAUUAUUGAAGAAAAUAUCGCAAGUGCGGAGACUUUAAAAAAUCUAGAUAAUGUACAACUGUUGUUACCCAAUACAAACUGAAAAAUAUAUUAAGCAAUGACAGUAUUGGCCCCCAUUCAAUUAUAUUUAAUACUGUAAUGGCAAAUUUAUUGAAUUUGUAAUCCUUUAGCCUCACUAAGUGCUAUGAACCUUAUUUGCCUUGGUUUGUGUACCAAUCUAGAUGUUUUAUUUUCAUUAUUUCUAAAAGAGCAUCUGUGUCUGUUAUUUUUACUACAUUCUCACAGCACAUAUAUAAAGAUUUUCACAAACUCUAAGAUGAUUUAACUAAAGUCAUACUGUAGAUGUAUUUUAAAGUUUGUUGUAAGAGUUCUCUAACACUGUAGCUGUAGUGUAGACUCUAGAGCAAUUGCAAUAGUGUGUCAUGGGGACUCUGAUGUGUAGCUGGAAAGCUGAGGCCUUGCAUAUGGGGGGACUCAUACAGAUAUAUUAUUUUACAUGCCAUCUUACAAAAAUACAUAAUUUAUAUUGGCUUGGCCAUUUUGUAUUUAUAAAGGCUAUCAUCUUGAAAUGCAUGUUUUAUACAACUACAGUAUGCUAAAGAUAAUGUAAAACAUAUUUGACAAUAAAACCAUUAUGUAGCCUUCCAA